GCAGUACCGUCGUACGGUUUGCGCAAGAACCAUCCCGCUCGUUCCUCAUCGGCAUGACACUCGACUCACCUGUCGCCGCACUGUCGUAGGAGUCCGAAUCCUUUACCCCGACUCGCGCGCGCGAUCGAUCUCUCGCGCCUUUGAGUCCUCGAGCACGGUCUUCCGUCUUUCGCGAUCUUCGGUCGAGAUCCCGCGCCGAGUCGUCGGGGGCUCGCGUGAAUGGUGAACGAUUGACGGACCCAUUGAUCGCCGGUCAACGAUGCGGUCGCGUGGUCCCGCUGGUGCACGGCUCGUACUCGAGCGAAGCCGUGUCUCUCGAUGAUCCUUCAAGGGAUGGACACAAACGCGACGACGCUCGAUAGGGCGCCAAGGAUUUCAACGCUCCGCUUUCAUUCCUGGCGAUAUUGCCCUCGAAACCUAGACGGCUCUUAAAACGCGCCGCGGUGAUUGAGAAUCGAUACGCGCGCUGCGGCAGAAUUAUGUGACGAUCGUGCCCGUGUGCUUCUCCGCAGCCCCCUCGGAAUUUCGGGCAUCCCUUGAAGAGGACGGGUCUUAUCUUACGCGGGGGAUCUUCAAGAGCCUGAGCAUUCAGAUAUUUUAACAAUCUCCAGGGGAUAAAGGCCGCAACUUUAGGGUUCGAAGAGACCGACACCUACACAUUGACAGCACAUACUGAGAGUAGAGAAAGUUCAGCGAUCGUAUAACUUCACUUCGUCGAAUGUGCUUCCGCGAGGACAAUCUCGUGAGUGCGAGGCACACGGUGGGACUCGAGUGUGAUUUACUUCUCGUCGCGGGAGUAAAAAUCUCGACGGAAGGGACUAUGUCACGGCGCGUCGCCUGGUGCUUCAUUUGAUACAAAAUACCAACAGCGACGGCGACAGAUACGGCCAAACGGCUCGAGAAAUAACGGCAGCGUUAAUCAACGCGUUCGUGCGACGCCCGCUCGUAUAAACAAUAAACAAUAAACUGUGAUAUAAAGCUGAGAGAUAGUCCCGUGAAUCAACCGCUGCCAUCAGCUGUUAAAUUAACUGUGGACAAGGGUCUGAUCCCCUGGCGUAUGUUUGUGUGUCUGUGUGCAUGUGCGGUUCGCUUUAUACACGAUGGCACGUUUGCAAUGAGAUCGGACGAGUCAACGGGAUUAAGCAUCGCUAAUUAUCUUAGAGCCGCCGUAUAAUUGCUGCUAAUUAAUCAGCGUGACUCUUCACGCUCCUCGUCCCUGUCGAGCUGCGAGCUUCACCGCCGUCGCGAGCUCAUAUACGGAAACAAUGAAGUGGCUUUGGGUAAUUGUCUUAGUGGCUCUGGCGCUGCCAGCUGCUGUACCACGCAAAAUCCACAGGAGCAAGCCCACGCCACGACUAUAUGGUGAUAGAGUCCCCGUCAGUUUAAUAAGAACCACUAGCAGCAAGGUACGGCAAAAGAUCGUGGACACACACAAUUACUUUCGCACGCAGGUCAAGCCAUCUGCCGCCAACAUGCUCGUCAUGAAAUGGCAUUCGGGUUUAGCGAAGGCAGCGCAGAGGUGGGCUGAUCGCUGCCUCGGUUUAGUGCACGACAAUGCAACCGGCCUGUACCUGGACGGCUUUGGGCAGAGUGGACAAAAUAUAUUCAUCAGCACGGGUCGUACACUCUGGAACUUCCCCAUCAGAAUGUGGUACAUGGAGUACAAGGACUUCAAGUACGGGCCCAACACGACGAAUGAGGUCCUCGAGAUCGGCCAUUAUACGCAGGUGGUAUGGGCGACGACACAUCUGGUCGGGUGCGGGGUGAGCCAUUGCACCGGCGGCAAGGGUCCGCUCGGCAAGGAUUUCUAUAUGUACGUUUGCAACUACGCUCCGAGUGGGAACUACAAGAUCCGUCUAGGCCAACCUUACGUAGCCGGAAAGCCCUGCAGCAUGUGUAAGGAUCACUGCACGCGGGACGCGCUCUGCACGAACGCGUGUUACCACACCGAUCUGUGGUCGAACUGCGCCGAGCUGGUCAGAACGUUCAGCUCGUGGGUCUGCGAGACGGACACCGAGGAGGGCCGUGAACGCCGGAAGUUCUGCGGUGCCACGUGCAAUUGCAAGGACAAGAUCUACUUCCAACACCAAGGGUAGGAAGGCUCCUUGGCUUCCGCGUUUGGGUCCACCGUGUUGCAUGAAUAAUUUAAUCGCCCUGCAAAACUAAACUCAAACCUGGUGGGUGUGACGACGGCUAAACGGCUGCAGAUCGUUUAACGGGGGGGUGUUGUUUUAUUGAUGAGCUCGUUUGUUUAGUGAUGAAAGCUGGAGAAACGUUCGCGAUGUUGCGAGCCAGGACACCGAGAGAGAGAGCGAGAGCGAGAGCGUAUAACGAGUAAACGGGAUAAUACGGAAAUAUGGUAGAUGAAGUGAUUGUGGAAUUUGUGUGCUAUCUGAAUCUCUGGGGCCUAGAUUUCGCGGAUUCUGGGGAUUCUUCAAAGUCUAAUAGAUCGAUAGAUUCUAUGCCGCAGCGAUCUAAUGACUGCACAUAAUCUUUCCAUUCCAGAUCCCAGAGAUUCCAAAAUAUGAUUCUUGUUGUAAUAUAAUCCUUCAAUUUCAGGACUCUGAACUUUACAAUCCUCCAAUGUUCAGAAUCCAUUGAAACUUUACGAAUUAUCGAUGUAAAACUCGCAUCUGUUUAUCUUUUGUGUUUCGAGCAAAACCGCAAUUCUCGCCAAGUAACCAAAAUACAUCUGCGAAAGAAGAAUAUCAACCGUAUGUCGUUUUUAUUGCGCUAAAGCAUUAUUUAAUUUAAUAUUUAAUUUAUUUGUGUGCUCGCUUCUUUCAGCAAUGUCAAAAGAUCAAAGAGAGUAGCUUCAAUAGAAAUGGAUUAAUUUUUCACAGAUAAAUUUCGCGUGUCGCUUUUAACAUCGAGAUUAAAACUUAUUGCAUCUCACGUUUACAUUUCACAUGUUUAGAAAUGGGCAUAAUUUCAUAAUUAAUACGCACGCACUCGCACGUCCGCGGAAGAACAAAGUUUUACUGGGUUUGAAAAUAUUUUGAUCUACACUUAGCUUUUCAUCAGCAACUCUUUAAUCUAUUUGCUCUUUGUAAAGGUAGAAUUUUUAAUUACGUUGUAUACAAAAUAAUUCAAAACGGUCAUUCUUUUAUAUCCGAAUACCUAUUUUGAAUAACUUCUGAAAAUUAUUAUCGCUCUUGUGUUUUAAAGCAUACAGAGUACAAGUUCGGUUUAUGUAUUCUGAAGAAGAAGAAAGGCUAACUCUACAUCUUACAUUCACUCGUAAUUAUUUUCACAGUUUUUGUAUCCUUGUAAACUUGCGCAAAAUAAAACUUGAGACAGAUUUUAUUCGUUUAACGUGAUUGCUAGCGAAUUUUUGGCUUUGAAUAUCUACUCCGUUGCAAAAGAUUCGGCAUCAAAUUACUUAAAUGGGUAAUUAAGAAACUUAUUUAAAUGAAUAACAUAAUGAGCUAAUUUGAACUUGUCCACAUUGUUUCUUUUCGAAAAUUGAAUCGUGGAAUCUUGUGAAAUAUUUCUCAUACUUUUUGCCUAAAACGAUGACUUUUAAAUAUCAUAAAAAUUGUAAAUAAAUCCGGUGGGUAACAUAUCGAAACUGACAAUUAUUAGGCGAUAGACGUACUUCUACUUUCAGCUAACUGUUAAGAGGAACAAUGUAAAAAUUAAACUAAGCUUUGAGAAAAUGGUGUGUCGAUGUUUCUUGUCGUGACGUAACGAUGGAACUUCCCUUUAGCAAUUAACAAUAACAGUUAUUUUUAUCUUAGCUUUAACAACAGUGUGCUCACGCACAGCGCGAUAUCGGAUGAAAGCAAUUCGGAAUUGUAAAGUUAACUCUUUACCGCAUAAUUUCUCUUACAAUCACAAGAAUAUAUUUUCGAUGAGCAACGUGGUGUAUCUAAAGACCUAAUUCUCUUUUCUGGCGAAAAGAUUUGCAAAGACACAUAUCGCGCAAUGUACACAAGCGUAUUAUCAAUAUUAUCUUCGUAACAAUACGAUACGUUUAUUAUGGACAGUGAAAAUUUUCUGCCACAUUAUGAGUAAAUAAAAAUUUAGCGACAAAAGUGUAAAGAAGUUUUAUCGAGUGAAAAAGAUGCAUUUUUCAGAAAAUGAAAUAUUGCAAGUAUUUUCUAUAAAUGAUAUCUAUUUGAUUUUUGUAAAAAAAAAACCGGAUAUGUUUAAUAUAGCCCAUCGUACAGUUUGAUGAAGAAUCGUUGUUGUUAUUUUUAUAGAAACUGAAAAAUUGAUACUGCAACAAACACGUACCAUAAUAAUGCGGUAAAGAGUUGAGAUAAAUCGUAAAUCAUAAGACACAUAAUCAAUAAUACGCGUCGAGAAAUAACACGUGUGACGAGUGGUGAGCGUGAUUGAUGAUAAUGUUAAGUACUUGUCGGUAAUUAAGGAGUUCGUUAAAGAGAUAUAACAUUGAAUGUAACGGUACAGCUCCAAAUAAAAUGUUUAAACUGUAAUACUUUUUGUCCACUUACAAAAUAAAUAUCCUGUAAAUAU
Molecule: messenger RNA, 4482 nt
Organism: Vollenhovia emeryi
Lineage: Eukaryota; Metazoa; Arthropoda; Insecta; Hymenoptera; Formicidae
Product: cysteine-rich secretory protein 1-like
Exons: 7
Coding region: 1266-2096 (276 amino acids)
Cellular component (GO): extracellular region
Source: RefSeq, a predicted model, not a curated record